Thunnus maccoyii (southern bluefin tuna) is the source of this 1570-nucleotide messenger RNA. RefSeq names its product vitronectin b (gene vtnb). The transcript has 8 exons. Gene Ontology annotation, biological process: cell-matrix adhesion; immune response; cell adhesion mediated by integrin. NCBI's taxonomy places the organism in Eukaryota, Metazoa, Chordata, Actinopteri, Scombriformes, Scombridae. The coding region runs from base 1 to 1344 and encodes 447 amino acids. Gene Ontology annotation, molecular function: extracellular matrix binding; scavenger receptor activity; polysaccharide binding. The record is from RefSeq and is a predicted model, not a curated record.
AUGAAGCCAGCAGUGGUUCUGCUGGGCUUCAUCCUGCUGCUGGACGUUAUCUUUGCUGCAGAGGAGUCCUGUGUGGGUCGCUGUGGCGCCUUUGAACCACAGAGGAAAUGUCAGUGUGACUCCAUGUGUGUUUAUUACGGGAGCUGCUGUGGGGACUUUGACACCAUCUGCCCUAAAAAAACUGCUCGUGGUGACACCUUCGGGGAAGCCCAAGGUUCAACACAGGCACCGACAACUUAUGAACCGACUUACAACACAAUUGCAGUAACCACCACAGCCCCCCCUCCACCCACCACCAUACAUGGUCCCACACCACCUGUAGACCGUGACGCAGCACCCUGCAGCGGUCGGCCUUUUGAUGCUUUCCUGCAGCUGAAGAAUGGAUCAGUCUAUGCAUUCAGAGGCCAAUAUUUUUUUGAGCUGGAUGACAAAGCCGUACUUCCUGGUUACCCCAAACUCAUUGAGGAUGUGUGGGGAAUCUCUGGCCCCAUCGACGCUGCAUUCACACGCAUCAACUGCCAGGGAAAAGCCUACAUCUUUAAGGGGAACAAGUACUGGAGGUUUGAGGGCGAUGUCUUGGAUGAGAACUAUCCGCGGGACAUUUCAGUCGGCUUUGAUGGCAUACCAGACGACAUUAAUGCUGCAUUUGCUGUACCAGCACCAAGCCACCUGGGCAAAGAGAAAGUUUACUUUUUUAAAGGGGACAAUUAUUACCAGUAUGAGUUCAAGCACCAGCCUUCCCAUGAGGAAUGUGUCCGCAUGAGCAGAUCCUCACCGUCUGUGCUGUUCACACGAUACACAGACCUCUUCUGUGAUCAGACAUGGGAGGAUUUCUUCACAGAACUCUUUGGAGACUCCUACAGCAGUGACCACACAGGUGCUCGUUUGACCAGCAGGGACUGGGUGGGCAUCAGGCCCCCUGUAGAUGCGGCCAUGGUGGGACGAGUCUACAUCAGUCCCAAGCCCACGCAACCAACUCCUCUGCAAGCGAAGAGUCGGAGAAUUCGGAGGCGAAAGAGGCCCAGCAAGAAGCGUGGACAGAAGGGAAGGAACAAACGCUUUUUGUUGUUUGAUUUGUGGGGUUAUGAUGAUUUGUUUGACUACGGUGACUACGGUGACUACAGCGACUACAGCGAUGCGACUGUCGAGACCACCACACCGGAGUACAAGAGAACUCCUGUUCAAAAUGUGUACUUUUUCAAGAGAGAUAAAUACUACAGAGUGGAUUUGCAGACGAAACGCGUGGACUCUGCCAAACCUGCUUACCCACGAUCCAUUGCGAAGUACUGGCUUGGCUGCGAGCACGAAGAGACACCUGAUGCAUCACAAGCAGAGAAAAGAUAGACAACCUCUGUGAGUCGGCGGUUCUGAGUAAACGCAGAUAAAUUUUGCUCACCUCUUUAUGACGAGUCUUUAAGUAAUUAGAAUAUGAACUUAUAAUACAACUAGUUCCUGGUGUUUUUGUUGUUAAAGCAUUCAACACAUGAUUAAUACCAAGCAUGUCUUCUGUAUAUUUAGGUUAUUAGGCUGAAAUUCCGCAUGAUUUAAUAAUAAUAAACUUGACAUUUCA